Messenger RNA from Phytophthora infestans T30-4, 3642 nucleotides. RefSeq lists its product as uncharacterized. Gene Ontology annotation, cellular component: SCF ubiquitin ligase complex. Bases 1 to 3642 code for a protein of 1213 amino acids. The record is from RefSeq and is a predicted model, not a curated record. The transcript has 4 exons. Gene Ontology annotation, biological process: SCF-dependent proteasomal ubiquitin-dependent protein catabolic process. Lineage: Eukaryota; Oomycota; Peronosporomycetes; Peronosporales; Peronosporaceae. Gene Ontology annotation, molecular function: protein binding.
AUGACGCUGGAAGAAAAACAACAGCGACUAAUGCACUCGUUCCUGCGCAACUUUCUCGCUAUGGGAGAAAGUGGGCGCUUCCAGCAAGUGAUUGAUCUGCGUCAGCAUGGGAUUGACACGGGAAUUACAGUCACAGACGCGACACUACAAGAAGUAGUGCUCACAGUGCCGAACCUACGUGGCCUUAACCUCUCUGGCUGCUCGCACAUCACAGAUGCCGGACUCUGGGCUGUGGCCAGACACUGCCAAGCACAGCUCGACACUGUUUAUCUGGCUCAGUGUGACAAGGUGACAGAACUUGGGUUGCGUCUUCUUGCUCAUAAUUGCAGGCUUGUGCUGGUAGAUCUCAGUGACUGCCCACAGCUCAAUGACACCGCACUGCAGACACUAGCUGCAGGCUGCUGGAUGAUCGAGACGUUCAUAAUGAAGCGAUGUCGAGGAGUGUCGGAUGCCGGUGUCGUCAAAAUCGCCCAAUGUUGCAAAAAUUUACGUCAUCUGGAUGUGUCCGAGUGCUCUCGACUCGGUGAGUACGGUGGCAAGGCGCUCCUUGAAAUCGGGAAAUGCUGCCCGAAGCUACUUGUGUUGGAUCUAUAUGGUUGUCAGCACGUGCAUGAUUCGGGUGUCCGUGCAGUCGCUAAAGGCUGCCCGUUGCUGACCACACUCAGACUUACCGGCUGCCGAGACGUCAGCAGUAGCGCUAUUCGCGCAUUGGCGCAUCAGUGCGCACAACUGGAGGUCUUAUCACUUUCUGGUUGCAUCAAGACGACGAAUAGCGAUCUCGAACUGCUGGCUACCAACUGCUCGCAACUGACGUGGCUCGACAUCAGCGGCAGCCCGAAUAUUGACGCUCGUGGUGUGCGUGCACUGGCCCAAAACUGUACCUUCCUCACGUAUUUGAGCUUAGCAGCAUGCCAACGUGUGGGAGAUGCUGCACUGAGCGAACUUACCAGCGCAGGAGCUGGAGGACUCGCAAAGUCUUUAGGGGGGCUAUCACUCGCAGAUUGCCCUCGAAUCACGGAACAUGGGGUCGACGCGUGUACUGCUUUCUGCUCCAACCUUAUGACACUCAACCUCACGAACUGCAAGCAGAUCGGCAGAAGGUUUUUACAAAGACUCAUCACAAAGCUGGAGUUUGUGCAAUGGGCCACUAGCUUCUUCGGGUACGAACCACUCCCAAAUGCCGCCGAGCUUUGUCGCCAGCGCGAUCUCCACUUGCUACAACUACGAAGUGCCAUCAAAGUGCAAUCGGCAAUGCGCGGAUGUCUUGUUCGGGGUGGGCUGUGGCAGGCAAAACUCAAGUUUGUAGAGCGAAGGAUAUUACCGAAGGUGCAAGCACGCGUACGUGGGGUUUUAGUGCGAAAGCACAUCGCAGCGGGGAAGAGGCAUCAGCUAGAAGACCACGCGACAUGGGUAAUUGGCCGUGUCUAUCGCGGCUUGCAGGUUCGACGGAUGUUAAAACACGCCAAGCGAGUUCGUCAAAUCAGGGAACAUGAAGACGAAGCUGCUCUUAUUUUUCAGAAGAUUUUUCGCGGUUAUCGUGAUCGCAAACUCGUAGCGAACAUGCGAUACGACGUCUACUGCGAGCAGCAGUUCCGAUCUCGAUUGUUGGCCAUGCAGAGCUUGGCUGCCACGAAGUUGCAACGUGCUUACCGGGGACAUCGUGGACGGUCCGAUACCGCAAUGCUACGCUCAAUUAAACAAGCACAACGCCUUCAGCAUGAGCGAGAAGUUCGUUCAGCAGCGUACCUUCAAAGAGUAUAUCGAGGUCACAAAGGCCGAAUGAUUCGAGCUCAACGACUUGCAGAGUUGCUCCUCGAGAAACAAUGUCACCAGGGCGCCAUCAAAAUGCAAAAAGUAUUCCGUGGUCACCAAGCGCGGCGGCACGCGGUAAUUUUGCGAGCGGAAGCAAAUCAACUGCGGAUAUAUAACGCUGCUCUGACGAUUCAGAGGUACUGGCGAGGCAUUCGCGACAAACAUUUGGCUGCGGUACUGACCGGAUUAAUCAAGCUGCGUGCCCGUGAGAACGAGGCUGCCCAUUCAAUUCAGGCCGCUUAUCGUGUGCACGCCUCCCGAGGAUUCAUGAAGGCGAUGAAGUUGGCUGUAGCGUCACAAUUGAGACGAGUGAAAGCUGCAACCGAUAUUCAAUGCUUGAUACGAGGUCACCGUGGACGAGCUGAGGCGGAGCUGUGGCGAGAGUUACAGCGCUUCCGCCACCAAGCAAAGCCGCUGUUUGCGAAAGAAUCACGCUUGCAGUCUCUGGCGGUUGAUUUAAAUGAUAAAGUGGAGCAGCUACAGCGCAAAAUUACUGUUAACGAAGCCGACGAGCGCUCAUUGAUGCUAGAAGUCGAGAAAACGCUUCAGAUUAAUUCGAAAUAUCACGACUCAAGCCGGAUCACCGGCACACCGCAACGCUAUCUAACGCAAUACCUUCAAGUGCAGCUUGCAGACCAGCUACGAGCAAAGCGAACCGAAAUCGCACUCGAUGAGCAGGUAUUCGAGACAUUGACGACAAAUAUGAGUGACACUCAGAAGCAGUUGCGAGGCAUUAGGCGACAACUCGAACCACUAACUCAGGGUGUCAUCAAGAAAACUCGCGAAAAUCGGGUGAAGCGACUUCAAGACAAGGUUCGUCAUGAACGCCGCGCAGCAAUCACAAUUCAGAGGUUAUUCCGGGGCUUUCGAGUAAGAGCCGCAGUACGAGAGGGUGGCAAUUGCUGGAUUCAAAUGGUAUCACCCGAUAAUGGCCGGCCCUAUUUCUACAAUGUGCUGACAGGUGCUACUCGCUGGCAUCGCCCAUUAGCAAUGGACAUCUUUAGAGAUGAAUUUGCAGAGCCCAUGACUGGGUCUACUGAAACGAUGAGCUUGCGCCGUUCAGCUCGCAGCACCGGAACCUCUCGAUCGCUUCAUUGGCAGUAUCGAUAUGGAUACGAAUACGAUGCUAACGGUAACCUUGUCACGAGUUCGAGAUCUCAGCCACGACCUAUUUGGACCGAGUACACCGAUCCAGACAAUGGCAUGGCCUACUACUUCAACGCACUCACCAGCGACUACCGAUGGGAAAAACCUGAAGAUUUCGAGAUCAGCUGCGACGCAUUCGGCAGUGGACGAAGUGCAACUUCCUCCGCUCGUAAAUGGUUCGAAAUGGUCCACCAAAAGGUUAAUGACGAUGGUAGCAAUUAUCUCACACCUCAAUCAUCAAAGUCACGCACCCUUGGUAAGAAGUGGGUCGAGCAUAUCAAUCCUGAGACUCAAUACACAUACUACUACAAUGAGGUGACAGGGGAAUCGAGAUGGUCUCUAUCACCUCGUAGCGCUCGAGACACUUCCGAUACGGAAGAUCAAAUCUCUUUGGCUCUGUUUGCACAAGUGAAGCAGCUUCGUCAGUCUCCGGUGCCAUAUACGUCGCGGGACCAGCAUAUGAGCUGGUUAGAAGCAGCUAUCAUUGGGAAGGACUGGAUAAAAGCUGAGGCGAUCGUCCAGCAGAUUUUCAUUCGUGAGCAGAGCCAGGUAGUGACCGAGCGGAAGGCAAGAGAGGAAGAAGCGAAUGGUGCCACUCAAUGGCAAGAGAGGCAGGACAGUAAUUGUACAACAUACUACUACGACCUCAUGACUGGCGAUACGGCAUGGUCAAAGCCAACAUGA